AUGUUCUUUAUUGAGAUCACAAUUUACCUGCUUGAUGGUGUUUCUGCACAUUGUUUUAUUGCUGAAGUUGUGAUUUGUAAUCGUCUACUAAAAUGGAAUCGCCACAUGUCUACUCCAAAAAUAUUAUCGAUUCGAAGUUCGCCGAUUCCAUCACCAAAGCAGAUGACUUCCAUCCUGAAACCAACGGGUAGCAUAAGGAAAGGCGACAAGCGAGUCACUAUGUGCGAAAGAGAGAGCAACCUAUCGCCAACAUUUAUCGAGAUUUUGAACGAGAAUCUUGCGCGGAAAUCUGGACCGCAUCAAUCUGCAAGUGGAAAGGACGAACGAAGUUGCAAAACCACAGCCUCUAGCAAUUGAUUCCAGCAAGCUGCCAUCUUCCUCUUGUCGCCAGCACGAAUCAUUUCGGAACAGCAGAUCACGCUGUUUUGUAGAAGUGGAAAAUUGCACAGGAUUCGAACAGUUUAUUUGUGGAGCGGAAUUCGAGGUCCCGGAACAUAUCAAGCCAGCACUGGAAGACAAAUGUUUCUAAAUGUGC
Messenger RNA from Armigeres subalbatus, 535 nucleotides. RefSeq lists its product as uncharacterized. The record is from RefSeq and is a predicted model, not a curated record. The transcript is spliced from 3 exons. NCBI's taxonomy places the organism in Eukaryota, Metazoa, Arthropoda, Insecta, Diptera, Culicidae. The coding region runs from base 1 to 357 and encodes 118 amino acids.